AAUUGUAGUUUUCGAAAUAAAGCUACACGAUUAUUAUUAAAGCGGUAAAUCAGUUGAACAAAGUAGUUGUUCGAUUGAAUGAUUUUAGGUUGUAAACUGUUUGGGAAAAAGCUAGAUUCGGGAUAAUUCUCAGGUGUGGCAAGUAUGCAACUUAAUUAAAUUAAUUAGGAAUUAUAAAUUAUAUGUUCUCGAAUUCAAACUUAAGUAUAAUCUAUCAACCUAUGUUUUUUUAGAUUAUCUAAUGUCUAGAUCUAAGAUCUAAGUUGUCGCUUGUUGAUCUUGAGAAAGUGUUGAUCGACGAUCCUAUAUGAAUGUCGAUCGAUACACCUUUCAGCCCGUUGAUCGAUACAACUAUGGAGUCGUCGAUCGACGUUCCUUCUAGCUAGCAUGCUUUGCAAACAGGUUUGGAUAGGUUCUCUAAUCUUCUGGACCAACUUUCAUGUGUAUCCAGUUGAUUAGGUAAUACUAGUUAGUUUCAGGCAAUUAACCAAGCUAAUAUCAACGUCAGGUUGGGGUACGGUUGAGAAGCCUUAGGCUUUGAUCUGAUGGGACGUGCUAGUGGGCGAACUGGCCUAGUGGACGGUUGGCCCAUUGGUCAUAUUCUUGUUUGAUUGUUGGCCGGUGGUUCGACCUAUUCCUAAAAUGGUUCGAGGGUGUUACAGAGGUGGUAUUGCGCUAGUUAAACCUAAGAUCUAAGUUUAAAGUGAUCAAUCCUAGACUUAGCAUUAAGAGCAACUAGAUGAAAAACUAUUAAAAUAUCCUAACAACAAUUCAUAUUAGCAAUACGUAAAUCACCCUUUGAAGAACCCUAAUCUAACAAUAAGACUACUCAGACAUAUUCAUAAGAAACAUGGUCAUGAUGGUCUGAAUAAAACUUAAAUGAAAUGAAUAUGAAAAGUAACAAGACAAAGCAAAGCAACAAUGGAGUUCAAGAUCUUCUCUGUUAUGAAGUUCAGAUCUCUCUCUCCUCUCCUAAACUCUCUAAGCUAUCAAGUAUAUCUUCUCUUCAAAUGUGUGACAAUGGUGGAAGAAGUCUCAAGAAGUUCUUCCUCUAAAAUGAUACAAAAACCCUAAUAAAUAGCAUAAUAUGCGCCAGGGACUUAUGGUGCAAUAACUUGGAGUUUUAGGUAAAACUUGUGAUUUCCUUUAUUGUUGAUUCUCGCGGAUGGCUCACCGUCGAUCGACAUCGAUAGUGCUCUGUCGAUCGAUUGUGGAAGUUAUCCGUCGAUCAAUGUUUAUCCUCAAUUAUCGAUGGUUGAAGAAGUCUCUAGAAGUUCUUCCUCUAAAAUGAUACAAAACCCUAAUAAAUAGCCUAAUAUGUGGCCAGGGACUUAUGGUGCAAUAACUUGGAGGUUUAGGUAAAACUUGUGAUUUCCUUUAAUGUUGAUUCUCGCGUAUGGCUCACCGUCGAUCGACAUCGAUAGUGCUUUGUCGAUCGAUUGUGGAAGUUAUCUGUCGAUCAAUGUUUAUCCUCAAUUAUCGAUCCGACUUAGUGAUUUCAGCGUAGUUCUCAAAAAUGGUUCCAAAAUACUCCAAAAUCACAAUUUUCCUCAAAUAAGUACCUAAACCUGUAAAAGCUCUGAAAAGACUCCAAAUGCAUAUAAAAGACUUUGAAAACAUAUAUAAAUCAUGGUCAAAAGUGGAUAAAAUCCAUGAUGUAUCAAUCUCUCGGUCUUUAUCACCAUAAAGCCAUCUCCUUCUCUUCAUCACCAUGAAGCUCUUUAUCAAACUUCAUCGCACCUCUUCAUCGCUAUGAAGCCCUCUCCCACUCUUUAUCGCCAUGGAACUCUCUCGCGGACUUCAUCGCGACCUCUUCAUUGCCGGUCCUCAUCGCCCGCACCUUCUACUCAUCUUGUUUUCAUUUUUAUUUUGCCCGGGAGAAGUCAUAAAAACAAAAUAUAGUAAGAAAACAGUCUAAAACAUGAUGCAGCCCAUUUAUGACGCAAAGCAUAAAGCACCCCAAUCUUAGUGACUGUUUACUUGGGGAAAAAUAAGGAAGAAAAUAGGAUAAUGGGAGAUUUCAGGUAAAGAGAAAAACUCAAAUCUGAAUGGAUAAGAAAAGAUCAGAUGGAAGAAGAAGAUAUGAAUCUACGGAGGAAAGGGCAACAUGACCAACUUUGUAAGACUAUAUAAACAGUAUCUCGGACAUUCAAGAGGAAGAGUAAAAAGGGCGGAGUAUAAUGCUUACUCUUUUCUAAUUGUAGGCAGACUUUUGAACUCUGCAUAGCCACCAUUGAUAAUGUUGUGUGGGACUCUAGAUGUUAUAAAAUUGCAUGUAGUGAUUGCCAAACUAAAGUGAACAGAGGGAUGACCUCAUUGAUGUGUCCAAAAUGUGAUAAUGUGAAUGCAACUGAAGUUGCGAGGUUAGCUUUCCUAAUCCUCAUAUAUCUUCAUUGUUUAUCCUUUAUUCUAAGUUGUCUGUUCUUCAAUAAAUAAACGUAAAUCUAACUAUAUACAUUAAACAAGCGAUUACUGUGUAAAUUAAAAUUGAUAGAAAUCAAAUGACUGACCGCUCAAAUUACUAUAUUCAUUUAUUCUUACAACUUUUUUAAAAUUUUUGAAUAUGACAAAACCAUAAUAGUUAUGAGAAUAUUUUUACACUCUUUCUUAAGAAAAUAACUACAUAAAAAUAAAUUAAAUAAUGAUAUUCAAAACAUCAAUUAUGAAAUGUGAAAUGUUAAUUACAACCGAAAACAUAUUAAUUAUAUGUUGAAUUUUUAGAAUCAAGUUUUGAAGUUGACCUAGAUCACGGGUUUUACCUGUUUUUAUUUAGUUUUACCAAUUUUUCUUAGAUCCAGGUUUUAAACUGGAUCAGACUCAGCUUCUUCAAAGGUUUAUGGUUGGUCCGGUCCGGUCCAGUUUUCAAAGUACUCGUUUAAGUACAAUAUUUCAUUUCAAUUUUUUUUCUGAAAUGUUUAUCCCAGUGAAAAAAAUAAUAAAAUAAUCAUUUAUGAACGGUUUUGAGUUUUAGGUUUUAACCAUAGGGGCCCGUGUGGUCCACGUGAUGGAUAACAUAGGCAUGGAAAUGGUUAGAGAUGUAAACUGGGUUAGCCCACGUCCAUUAGCCCAUAUCCAUUUAUCCAUUUAUUUUUUGUGGACAAAGAAUGACCAUGUCCAUUAGAAACCAUGUCCAUUAAGGACAAGACCCAUUAACACCCAUGUUUACAUGGGCUGCAAUGGAGUCCAUAAUAGAUCAUAUAAGAAAAAAAAAUUAAACCUAUAAGCCUACAAAUUUUACAGAUUUGGCAGAAAACUCGGUUUUGCGUUUUCAGUAGAAAAAUCGAUUUUGCGGUUUUGCCAAAAAAACUCGUUUUUGACGGACAAACUCGAUUUUUCGGUUUUGGCGGAAAAACUCGAUUUUCUAAUCUUGCAAGGAAAACACGAUUUUCUGGUUUUGGCAGAGACUGAACGGGGAGACGAACGAAGAGACUUUCUCCGAUGAAACUCAGUUACAAUCGCCAAAGAAGUCGCAUAAACUCUCUUUCACGAUGAAAUGAAAUUUUUCAAUUUUCCCCUAAAUUUUAGAAACCCUAAAAAAAAAUUUAAUUGGGCCGCUCAUGUCCAUAUUAACCAAAUCCACAAACACCCAUAGAUUAAUUGGUUUUCCAAUUUUGACAAUGUAAAGCCCAUCUGGAAAUAUGGGUAUAACUAAUGGAACCCCAAAUAUAUUUGGACAUGGACGUCCAUUGGACAGUCCACCCAUUUUACAGCUCUAGAAAUGGUGAGUCGUUCAGGGGUGGUUGAUGAUGCUCGUAAUCUGUCGUUGCUCCCACAAACUAGUACCUAAGGGAAAAUUAUAAUCCCGAGAAAAAUAGCUAAAUUUUUAAAAGAAAAAAAAAGAAGAAAUUGUCAUCUAUUUAAGGUGAUAAUAAAUAUGUGAAUAAAAAACUAACCUUACGAUAAAAGGCCAAUAUAAUCAACUAUCAGCCAGGCCACGUGGUCUUAAAAAUUAACGAAUAGACAGGCUAGGAAUGGACAUUUGGGUCAUCGGAUUGGGUUCGGGUCGGGUCAUUGCGGAUCCGGAUCCUUCAGGUGUACGAGUUUAAGACCCGAUAGGGUAAUUUGAAAUUCUCGGUUUGGGGUUUGGGUUUUCUCGGAUCCGGGUCGGAUCAGGUCUUAGAUAGUUGGACCCAAUAGGGUAAUUAGAGUUUGUCGAUUCGGAUUCGGUUCGGUUAUGAAUCGGGUUCGGUUCGGGUCAUGUCGGGUCCAACACACAAAAAAAUACAUAAAACACAUUGAAAAUACCUGAAAAUAUUUAAAUACUCGAAAAAUAUGAUAAAUUUUAUCUAAAAUCUGAUCAAAGAACAUGAAAAAUAUCCUAAAUUUUAUCUAAUUUUCCAAAUUAUAUUUUUGAAAAUCUAAAUUUUUAUUCGAAACCCAAAACCAUACCCAAAAACUAAAAUUUGAAACUUAAAAAAAUACCCAUAAUACCAAAAAUAAACUGAAACACCCAUAUAUACCUAAUACAUACUAGAAGUUUCGGGUUUUCGGGUAUCCCACUCGGGUCUCAGGUUCGGGCUGGGUCGGGUCCAAGACCCGCUGGUCCUUCACAACAAGACCCAAUAGGGUAAAAAGAUCGGAUCGGUUUCGGAUCGGAUCGGGUCCUCGGAUCCGGGUAAAAUUCUCAGGCCUAAGACAGGCUCCAUGAUGCCACGUCAUGUCAUACGUCAAAAAUGAAAAAUUUAUGGCUUCUUCAUGUGGGUUCAUUUUUAGAUAAAUUAUAGAAAUAAAUUACUUUCUUAUUGAAAACUAAAGCUUUUGUUUAGACCAUCUCCAAUGGUUUACUCUAUUUUAUAGUAGUUUUCAAUCCAAAAUAAUGUAACUCUAAAAUAUAGUAGAGUUUCUCUCUAAUGGUUUAUUAUAUAUUUAACUCAAAAAAGGAUUAAUAUUAAAUAUAUUCUUUAUUUUAUUUUAUGACUAAUACCUUUUACUUACAAAAUUUACAAAUUUAUCCCAUAUAAUUUGUUUUUCAUAAGUUUUUAAUAAAUUAUAUAUUUAUAUCAAACAUUUAUUAUAUUAAAAAUUAUAUUACAUUACAAAAACAUAAUACAUUUAGCUUAAACAUCACCAUUAAUAUAUCUUUUCCACAAAUGAUCAAUUAACAAAUUCCGAGUGCGUAAUGAGCUUCCUUAUCUUUAAUUUUUCUAAAUCAAGCAAGAAACUAUCCAAACGGAAUAUUAUCAUUUAUAUAAUAUUUUAACAAUUUUGGUAGAUCUAGAAGAAAUUUACCAGAAUAUAAAGUCAUUAUUAUCUAUAAUUUUAAUUUUAUGUUAUGUUGCUUAUUUUUAGUUAUAGUACUUGUUUUUUUGGCUACUUAUAAAAUUAUUUUUAGUUUUAGUGCUUGUUUUUUGGCUAAUAAAAUAAGUUUCAAACAUCUGUAUAUAUUGUGUUGAACAUAAUGUGUUGUUUGCAUAAUUAAAUUACACUAAUAAUUUCAAAAUAAAAAGAUUAAAGAAUAAAAGGACUAAAGUAUAAAUAAAAAAGUUUCACUCUAUAAUAUAAUAAAAAUAUAUUUACUCCAAAUAUAGAGUAAUAAAUAGAGUAACACUAUUUUAGAGCAAAAUAUAGAGUGGAGUUUAAGAAGAUUUUACUCUAUAAUAGAGUUUAGUGUAGAAAAUAGAGUGGGAUUGGAGAUACCCUUAAAAGGGGUUAUUGGUAAGUGAAUUUUCAUGAACUUUGAAAAUUUUGAGAUCUCAUUGUUAUUGGUUCUUGGAUUUCAAAUGUCUUAGUAGAAUCCAUUAUUAUUGGUUUACGAAUUUUCAAAAUCCAUUUAAAUCCCUUGUUAUUCAAUUUCUUUAGUUAUUAUUGAUUCUCUAAUUCUAACUAAAUUUAGUGAUAUUGAGAGAUGAAUUAUAUUCAUUUUUAGUCAUAAGACUCAACUUUCAAAAUAUCAUAUGUAUGCAUGUGAUUUUAAAUCCAUGUGAUAAAAAAACUAGAAAACAAAAUAAUUAUUCUUACCAAACACCUUAAAUCCAAUUUAUAUGUCCAAAACUAUAAUUCAUUAUAUUAAUAUACUUUUAAGUUUUUAAUAUAUAAUUUUUUUAUAAUUAUUAUCAUUUUUAUUAAUAAUUACAUUUGUAAAUAUUAAAAAAUUAAUAUAAAAUGUUUUAAAAUAGUUUUGAAAAGCUUUUUCGAAUUUCAAAAAGAAAAUUUGAAAAAUAAUAUUUUGAAUUUUUUUAUAAAAACUAUAAAAGUUUGAAUUUGAAAACAUAUAAUCCAGAAUUAUAAAAAAGAAACUUUUUAUUUUUAUUAUUUUUAGUACAUAUAUAUCUAGUGAGAAAGGGAUAAAAUAGUCUUUUACUCUUUUAAUGAAACUUCUUUUGGUCAUUUUUCUCUUUGAGUGUUUUUUUUUUGUGACAAAAGCUUAAAAAUUUCUAUUUCAGAAAAUUUUCCAAUUUGGUAUGUAUCCUUAUUAUUUUCUUUUUAAUUUUAAAGAAAAAAAUAAAUAAUCAUGCUAUAUGAUUUAGAAAAUAAAUAAAUUAUAUAUUUACUUUACAGAAAGAAUGGUAGAAAAUAGGUAAUACAAUUUCAUGAAAAUUUAUAUCAAUCUAAAAAAAUUAUGAUCAAAUUUUAUAAGUCAAUGUAUAUUAUAUAUAUUUUCACAAUCCACAUAACUUUUGAAAAUCUAUCAACUCUUAAAAUUCAUAAACUCUACGCAAGUUCAUGUUUACACUAACCAAUUUUACCAUCAGUAAAAGAUAUUUAUAACCAUAUGAUUAAUUUUGACAAAAAAAACCUUAAAGUUAACUAACCUAAAAUUAAAACCUCAACUCCAAACCGUAAACCAUCAACUCUAAACCCUAAAUCCUAAACCAUCAACUCUAAACCCUAAACCAUCAACUCUAAACCCUAAACCUUGAAACAUCAAUACUAAACCCUAAACCUUAAAACAUCAACUUUAAAUCUUAAAUCUUAAAUCCUAAAUCUUGAACUUUAAACUAUAAAACAUCAACUCUAAACCUUAAACCUUUAAUUCUGAAAGUGGUAAACACGAAAUUCCUUCCAAAUUCAUCUCCUACUAAUCUUGUAAAGUUUAAUUAAUUUGAGUUGUCAAAAGAAUUUAUAAACAUUUUUUAUUAAAAAAACGAUCUUUUGGGCCCAAACUAAAGAAGAAGAAAAAAAGCUGCACUUGGGGGCAAAGAAAGCUUUUUGUGUUGGGUUUAAGAAAGCUUCGAGCUUUGGACUGGACGGAGUUAGUUAGUUAGUUGUUCGUCUUCGCUCUACGCCGCCUUCAGUCGCACGUAGGCAGGUAUAGUUUCUUCACCUGUCGUCUCUCAGAUCAUCAAUGGGUUUUGCGUUCUUCUCCCUCUUGUUUGAUCUCCAUCUCUAUUUCCAAGGGUUUUGAUCUCAGAGCACAAUUGAUUGAUAAACCUCCUUUAGUUUCGUAUGCCACAUUUGCUUAGUUGAAAUCCUGAUCUCGAAAUGACUGGAACCACUUGUGAAAAUAGCUUAAUUUGUUUUUUCACAUCUUAUUUUUUUUUUUAUUAUUAUUAUUUUUUUGUCUGAACCAAACUAGUUCAUCGAAUAGGACAGUAUUCAAAAAAAGUCUUUACUCUUGAUGAUUUAAAUGGUGUUUAGUUUACUGUUUGUUGUUGACCAUCUCUGGUGAAAUCAAACAGGAAUUAGUUUGGAAAUGGAAACUAGUCGAAGAGAUGAUGAGCUUGCUAGCUUCUUAACUGUUCUUCCCCCUGUGGAUUUCUGCUGUGUUUAUGGUUCAACGCUCCACCCAAAUAACCAAGAUAAGUCUAAGAUGGUGGACUACAUCCUUGGAGUUUCUGAUCCCAUGCAAUGGCACUCUCAGGUGAGUAAUCUGAAAAUGAAUUCAGAUCACUAUGCUUCAUGGAUGGUUCACCUUGGUGGAGCUAGGCUGAUUACGGAAGUUGCAGAUAAAGUAGGUGUUGGAGUUCACUUCAACCCAUUUGUCAAUUGGAACGACAGGAAGCUCAAGUAUGGGGUUGUUCGGAUGAAUGACCUAGUACAGGACAUACUGGACUGGAACAGAUUCUACUUGAGUGGCCGUUUACAAAAACCGGUUCAUUUGCUUGUUGAUAAUCUGGACAUAGAAGACGUGAACUCUGUUAAUAAGAGAGCCGCAGUAUCUGCAGCCCUUCUUCUCUUGCCUUCAAAAUUCACCGAGGAAGAUCUAUACGCCAAAAUAUGCAGCCUUUCUUACAUGGGAGACUUGCGAAUGCUUUUUGCAGAGGACACUAAUAAGGUGAACAAAAUUGUGAAGGGGCAGUUUGAUCUUUUCCAGUCAAUGUAUAAGCCUUUUCUUGAAGACUGCGAGACCAAACACUUGCUGAGAUUCUCAUCUGCUGAAACUAAUUUAGUGCAGGACUCUAGCCUUUCAGCAUCACGCUCUCUGGUCUCUUCUCUCCCUGCAUCAGUAAGAAGCCAAAUGGGGAAGUUACUUGGAGAAAAGAAAAUCAUGAGUGAGACCGGUAGAGUUUCAGGGGAAGUUUGUAUAGCUUCAAGAGAAGAAGCAGCGAAUUGUAUGGAGAAGGUAAUGAAGCGAAGGGUAAUGGUAUCGAGUGCAAGACAGGCUGUCUCUGGUUUCUUGGCUGCUGGAGCUAUCAAUGCAACAAUGUAUCUUUCCCAGAAAAUGCGCAAAGCUUGGAAUUCUCGGUCAUGAAAGGGUUUUUUUAGAUGAACUGAAAGUUGAAGAAAGUAGAUCUUUGCCACCAUUAGUUGAUCAUUCUUUCUUCUUUUUUUUUGGUUUUUUAAGAAAGGAAAAAAGUUUCCUAGCUACAUGAAGUUACUAUAAUAUGGUGGAAACCAUCCGAUGUAACAACUACACGAAGUUUAUGUUAAUAUAUGUCACAUGUGCGAAGUAAAUAAUAAUAUGGUGACAACA
This is a messenger RNA of Brassica rapa (field mustard), 8854 nucleotides long. RefSeq names its product phosphatidate cytidylyltransferase, mitochondrial. Gene Ontology annotation, cellular component: mitochondrion. Lineage: Eukaryota; Viridiplantae; Streptophyta; Magnoliopsida; Brassicales; Brassicaceae. Gene Ontology annotation, molecular function: phosphatidate cytidylyltransferase activity. Gene Ontology annotation, biological process: cardiolipin biosynthetic process; CDP-diacylglycerol biosynthetic process. The record is from RefSeq and is a predicted model, not a curated record.